This is a messenger RNA of Haemonchus placei, 339 nucleotides long. Lineage: Eukaryota; Metazoa; Nematoda; Chromadorea; Rhabditida; Trichostrongylidae. The record is from the annotation of a GenBank genome assembly.
AUGGCUAAUAGUCAUACUACUGGCCACCACGACCACUUGCAGCAAGAUAAGCUUAUCACAGCCCUUCGAAAGAACCGACCGGCUACGCUCAAUGAAUUGAGGAGUAUACCCCUGCACUCGUUCAACCCUACACCGUUGGGAACAUCAGCUACGUUUACGGUGUGCUGCACCAUGGCCUCGCUACAGACCUUAUCGGCCUGUCAACAUGGCUACAUGCGUCAUACAGUAUACCUCUUCUGCACGUAACGAGAUGGUUGCGGGUACGAGUACAGCGAGGAAAUCAACUUUAAUCAUUAUGAACUUUAGUUUUAAAAUUGACCAUAACAACAAGAUCGUUGA